GCAAGGUUUCCGUUUCCGCGUCACUUUAGGCGAAAUUACAGAAUCUACCCUUCCUUGAUCUCCGUUAGUGGGGGCCCAUUAGUCUCAAACAGUAGGCAUUAGUAUAUAAUAAAGGAAGCAGACACGGUAGACCUUCCUCAAGGUUCCGAAACCGCGCCAUCUCGCGGCACCGGCACCGAAACCCAAAUCGGUCAUUUCCUAACCAAAAAAGAAACACUAAAAGAAAAAAAAAAAGAGAAAGAGAGAGAAGGUGGUUGAUGAUGGAGAGAAGCGAUCAUGCGAUGCGUGGAAGGAAGCCGGGUGAGUGAGAAUGCUGCGCUGCAGCUGCAGAGGAUCACGCCUCCUCCUCCAUUCCCACAUGGCGCUCGAUCCUAGCAAACCCUAACUUUUUCCUUUCCCUCCUUCAUUCCUUCCUUAUCCAGGUACAGCUACAGAUACAGAUACAGUGAUGGGUGAGGUGGGGAAAAUACUGUACAUGGUUGUGGUUGAUGACGACGCCGACAAGAAGGACAAAGGAAAGGACUCUUUUCGCUACACUCGCCCUGUUCUUCAGAGCACGCUCCAGCUCAUGGGAUGCAAAGCUCGCCAUGCCUUCAAGAUCAGCCAAAGAGUAUUUGAGCUCACAAGGAAUGGGAGUUCUACUGAUGAUUUUCAGUCCGACGGAAUGAUAUUGUCUGGUUUCCAUGCUUCCAACAGUAAUAUUGUUGAAAAAGAUGCUCGUGCUGCUGCUGCUAUUUGCCUGGAUAAAACAGACCUCGGCAGUCAUUUGGUUUUAGGGAAAGAUUAUCAAAGGAAGAGUAUACCAUUUGAGUUGUACAAGAGACGCACAACAGUAUUUGUCCAGAGAGAGAAAUUUCUAGAUAUUGUCUGCGAAGCUUUGGCUGAGUACAAAUACAUGGGCCCAAACCAGAGAGCCGACUUGGCAUUAGCAUGCAAGAUUCGAGAACGAAAGGAAUCCAUGACAGUGCUGUUGUGUGGCACCAGUGGCUGUGGCAAAUCCACAUUGUCUGCACUGCUGGGUAGCCGAUUGGGAAUCACAACUGUGGUAUCAACUGAUUCUAUAAGGCACAUGAUGAGAAGUUUUGCUGAUGAGAAGGAGAAUCCCUUGCUUUGGGCCUCCACUUACCAUGCAGGUGAGUGUUUGGAUCCUAUUGCUGUUGCAGAAGCAAAGGCCAGAAGGAAAUUUAACAAGCAGGCUGGUGUGUUACAUACACUUUCCAAGGAUGAAUUAAACGAGGAUCAUAAUUCUAGGAAACCUGAUACCCGGACAUUGGAGGUUGGAUCUGGUGCUGCUACUGAACUGCUAAAUGCAAAACAAAUGGCUGUAGAAGGAUACAAGGCGCAAAGUGAGAUGGUGAUUGAAAGUCUUGACAGACUAAUCACUGCCUGGGAAGAACGAAAAGAGUCUGUUGUUGUUGAGGGAGUUCACUUGAGUCUUAACUUCGUUAUGGGGCUUAUGAAGAAACAUCCCUCAAUAAUACCAUUCAUGAUAUACAUUACAAAUGAGGACAAGCAUAUGGAAAGAUUUGCUGUUCGAGCAAAGUAUAUGACAUUGGACCCAGCUAAAAAUAAAUAUGUAAAGUAUAUUAGAAACAUUAGGACAAUCCAGGAUUAUCUCUGUAAGCGUGCUGACAAACAUUUAGUUCCCAAAAUAAACAAUACAAAUGUUGAUAAGAGUGUAGCAGCCAUCCAUGCUACCGUCUUUGGCUGUCUUCGUAGGCGUGAAGCUGGAGAACAGUUAUAUGAUCCUGUUAGAAAUACAGUAACAGUUGUAGAUGAGGAAUAUCAAAAUCAAUGUGCAGCCAAUUCUCUGAGCUCGAAAGGAAUGUUUCAGUUGAUCCAGAGAAAAGGUUCUUCUAGGCAUCUUAUGGCUCUUGUAAACAGUGAUGGAUCUGUGGCAAAGGCUUGGCCUGUUCAUUCUUUUGACGGUAAUGGCAAACCUAUAUGGGGCUAUGGACCUGAGAAUGGCAUUGGAAAUCUAAUGUAUGGACCUUUACGGAUCGGCAAGGCAGAAACUGUAAAUCUUCAGUUUGGUUUGUAUGGGAUCAGUGCUUGGCCCAGUGAUGGUGGCACUAGUCGCACUGGAAGUGUCGAUGAGUCAAGAGCGGAUGAGACUGAUACAGGAAGCAGAUAUCUAUCCUCGUGCUGUAGCUCACCAAGGCUGUCCGAUGGACCGGCAAAGGAGGUCAAGGAGGAUCUUUCAGUGCAUGGCAGUGAUGAAGAGAUUGAUGAUCAACUGGAGGCAGGCAGUGAUGAAGAUUUAAGUGACGAUGGUGACAAACAUCGCCAUGAGGAGAUUGGAUCAGUUGACGAGGAAUCUACGAAGUCUGACGAGGAGUAUGAUGAUUUAGCCAUGCAAGAUGUGCAGGCGAGCGGGUAUUGGUCAGAUGACGACGAUGGAUUCAAGAAUAAGGUCAAUUCUGUUUCCUGGGACCAAGGAACAAAAUUGCAAGGCAGUAAGUAUCGCCAGAACUUGGAUCUCUUCCUUAGAACUAGAAGUGAGCCAGUGACAGAGUCCCUGUGCUCAUAUUCGUCUUUGCUUGUGGAAAAGAGUGAAAAGAGGUUGCCACCGACUGGUAAAGCCAAAUUGAGAAAACGAUCUCUGAGUAUUCCUGCACUAUGAAAAAGGAUUCAUCAACUCUAGGUAGUAGGAUCCUUCUUUGGUUUAUUUUUAUUUAGGGCUGGUCACAUCUGAGAUUUUGCUAACAGUGUAUAUUACUGUUGAAAUGGAAGAAGUAGUCGUGUGUUCUGACUUUAGUCACCUAAUCAUUUGCGGAUAUAUAAACUUCUCAAGUUUUUUCCUCCAAA
This is a messenger RNA of Arachis stenosperma, 2808 nucleotides long. RefSeq names its product P-loop NTPase domain-containing protein LPA1 homolog 1-like. The record is from RefSeq and is a predicted model, not a curated record. Bases 449 to 2623 code for a protein of 724 amino acids. NCBI's taxonomy places the organism in Eukaryota, Viridiplantae, Streptophyta, Magnoliopsida, Fabales, Fabaceae. The transcript has 8 exons.